Brassica napus (rape) is the source of this 2812-nucleotide messenger RNA. Its product is annotated as cell division cycle 20.2, cofactor of APC complex-like. Gene Ontology annotation, cellular component: anaphase-promoting complex. Gene Ontology annotation, biological process: positive regulation of anaphase-promoting complex-dependent catabolic process; anaphase-promoting complex-dependent catabolic process; positive regulation of ubiquitin protein ligase activity. Gene Ontology annotation, molecular function: anaphase-promoting complex binding; ubiquitin ligase activator activity; protein binding. The record is from RefSeq and is a predicted model, not a curated record. Bases 316 to 1599 code for a protein of 427 amino acids. NCBI's taxonomy places the organism in Eukaryota, Viridiplantae, Streptophyta, Magnoliopsida, Brassicales, Brassicaceae. The transcript is spliced from 3 exons.
AAUGGUAAAUUGUGGAAGAGAAUUUAAAAGAGGGAAUUGAGAAUAAUUUGUUUUGAUUGGGGAAAAAUAGAUUAUUCUCCCGAAAUCCUGCGCGAAGAACAAACGUUUAGUUAUUUCCUUUUUUUUUUAUCAACAAAAUAGUAAAAUUGAGUUAUUUCCUUAUAUUUGUUGAGUGUCGGUUAAUGAGGCGGGUUAUAAAUAGAGGUGGUGCAACGAGGUGAUUAAAGCUAUUACUUGUUUCUUUCUUUUUUUCUUCCCGAAAAAGCAACGAACAAAACGUGAGAGAGAGAGAGAGAGAGAGAGAGAGAGAGAGCAAUGAACACUUGUCGAAUAGUUCUCCAACGCAGGUUCCUUCCCGUGAGCAACUCCAAGAAGGAAAAAUUUGACAGAUUCAUACCGAACAGAGCAGCCAUGGAUUUCGACUAUGCUCACUUGGCUCUUAUGGAAGAAAGAGAAGAAGAAGAAGAGGUCAGUUCAUCCAGAAAAGCUUAUAGAAAGCAAUUGGCUGAGACUAUGGGUCUUAACCGAACUCGAAUCCUCGCAUUCACCAACAAACCACCUUCUUCUACUUCUCUUCACCAUCAGCAUCAGCAUCAGCAUGAGCCUCCUCGACGCAUUCCUCAGCGUCCCGAGAGAACUUUGGAUGCUCCUGGCCUUGUGGAUGACUUCUAUCUCAACGUUCUCGACUGGAGCAGUGCUAAUGUCCUAGCCGUUGCCUUGGCCAACUCUGUUUGUCUCUGGGAUGCUUCCACUGGCUCCGUGACUACGCUUGUCACGUAUGGUGAAGACCAAGGACCUGUCACAAGUCUAAACUGGGCGCAUGAUGGUAUCAACCUUGGAGUUGGGCUCAACAAUGGUCAAGUUCACAUUUGGGACUGUGUAACCAAGACUCUACUGAGAACAUUGCAAGGCUUCCACCACACACGAGUUGGGUCCUUGGCCUGGAACACUCAUAUAUUGACAACCGGAGGAAUGGACGGACGUAUCUUCAACAACGAUGUGCGGUUCAUGUCAUACCCUGUGUCUACUUACAAGGGUCACACUCAAGAGGUCUGUGGGCUCAAGUGGUCAGCAUCUGGUCAGCAACUAGCUAGCGGCGGAAACGACCGUCUAGUACAUAUAUGGGAUCGUUCUACUAGUACGCAGUGGCUGCACAGGCUCAGGGGGCAUACAUCUGCAGUUAAGGCUCUCGCUUGGUGUCCUUUCCAAAGCGAUUUGCUUGCAUCUGGCGGUGGUGCAGAAGAUAGGAAGAUCAAGUUCUGGAACACUCGCACAGGGGCUUGCUUGAAUUCGCUUGACACUGCUUCCCAAGUCUCUUCUCUCUUGUGGAGCAACAAUCAAAGAGAGCUGCUUUGCUCACAUGGGUCUCAGCUCACACUGUGGAAGUACCCGUCGAUGGUGAAAAUGGCUGAGCUCUCUGGUCAUACGUCAAGAGUUCUAUCUAUGACCCAGAGUCCAGAUGGUUGUACUGUAGUUUCAGCUGCAGGAGACGAGAAUCUGUGCUUUUGGAAUGUUUUUGGACUACCUCACACCACCGCCAAAAAAACUGUUCCAAAAGCAGCUCAUGAGCCGUUUUCUCAUGUCGCUCGUAUUCGUUGAAAACUCAACUACCAGAGGUUGACAAUGAAAAGAUAGAGUGCGAGGCUUCUGCAUAUCAGAAGAAACUUUUAAUGAAGAGGGUUGAGGAUUCGCUUGGAAACAUGAAGGUGCUGUUUUGUGCUCUGCGUAUUGUGUAUUCAGUUGUUUCUUAGUUAGUUUUCUUUUUACAGUCGCGUGCAGUGCACAACUCAGUGAUGGAGCUUCGGAAUAUAUAUCACAAUCAUCCAUAUCUCAGCCAACUUCAUACAGACGAGGUAAUAGAAAUUUACAUAAAUGCAAACAACUUCUGGUUAGGGAACUAAGGAAAGUUUUGAUGAAGGGUCUGCGUAAAUCACUCUCUCUCUCUCUGGUCAAUAGCUGAGCAUUAUCUGCCUCCGGUAAUAAGACUUGUGUGGGAAGCUUGAGAUGUUGGACCCGCUCUUACCCAUUAUCUUCCUGAGCAUUAUGCUGCGCCAGUGUUGCCUUAAAUGAUAUUAUAUCCCCAAGGAUAAUCAUUGCUUGUAGAAUAUAUUACCUGUGCAUAUAUAUAUAUAUAUAUAUAUCUGUUCCAAUUGAGGUUAAGGUUGGUGAAUCGUCAGGAUCCAAAAUUACAUCGGUUUGGAAAUAAAAUGAGAUGUUGUUGUCCAAGAUCAACCCGUCAGUUGUACAGUCGUCUGCCAGGAAAAAAGAAAUGAAACAUUAGGUAUUGGUGGUUCUGGAAGGAAACAAACUACUGAUGUUGCUCGUGUCAUUUUCAGAGAAAAGCAUAAAGUUGGGGAGCCUUCUGAAACAACGGUAACAAAUGAAAUAGAUGGAAAAUCCUCGGAAACGAUGAAUAUGCUCAUAGCCAAGACCAGCAUGGCGAGACGAGAACGAGGCUAAGAAGUUUAGUUACAGCUUGGAAGUUGGAGCUCACAGCUGUAAGCUGACGUGGCAAGGGAUUCCCAGAAGCAUCAGAGACGGUCACAGAAAAGUGCGUCAUAGUCAGUACAGAAGAGAAGAGUAGAUGAUGAUGAUGAUCCAUGAGGCCAAAGCAAAAUGGGGAAUAAGAAGAGAAUAAAGAUAUAAUAAGCUCUCUAAUGAUGGUUUUGAUUGGAACUGAAACGGAUCAUGUACAUAGCAGCAGUCUUGAGAGCUAUGAGAUUAGGUUGAAAACAUUAUGUUUUGAAAUAUUACGAACUCUUACUCUUGUAAUUUUCCUGAUUUGUUUGAAAAAUAAAAAGACAGUUUUCCU